UCCGGGCCGAGCCGCCCCGCCCCCACGUGGGCCCCGAGAGUGUAGAGCGAGAGACAGCGGUGUCAGGAGCAGCCGCUCGGAGACAUAAGCGAGGACCAGCUCCCCACUCCCCUCUUCCUGCUCUGUCCCUGUCUCUGCUGCCCUCCAGGUCAGACUGAGCACGCAGCAGACUCCCCAGGUGCCCUCGAGUCCAUCCAACUGACGGCCCUGUGACCCACUUGCCCACACCAUGCAGCCCCAGUCUGUUCUGCACAGCGGCUACUUCCACCCACUGCUUCGGGCCUGGCAGACAACCGCCACUACCCUCAAGGCCUCCAACCUCAUCUACCCCAUCUUUGUCACGGAUGUUCCUGAUGACGUCCAGCCUAUUGCCAGCCUCCCAGGAGUGGCCAGGUAUGGUGUAAACCGGCUGGAAGAGAUGCUGAGGCCCCUGGUGGAAGAGGGCCUGCGUUGUGUCCUGAUCUUUGGCGUCCCCAGCAGAGUUCCCAAGGAUGAGCGUGGCUCUGCUGCUGACUCUGAGGAGUCCCCGGCUAUUGAGGCAAUCUGUCUGUUGAGGAAGACCUUCCCUGACCUCCUGGUGGCCUGUGAUGUCUGCCUGUGCCCCUACACCUCCCAUGGUCACUGCGGGCUCCUGAGUGAAAAUGGAACAUUCUGGGCUGAGGAGAGCCGCCAGCGGCUGGCAGAGGUGGCACUGGCCUAUGCCAAGGCAGGAUGUCAAGUAGUAGCCCCAUCGGACAUGAUGGAUGGACGUGUGGAAGCCAUCAAGGAGGCCCUGAUGGCACACGGAUUUGGCAACAGGGUGUCAGUGAUGAGCUAUAGCGCCAAAUUUGCUUCUUGUUUCUAUGGACCUUUCCGGGAUGCAGCUCAGUCAAGCCCAGCCUUUGGAGACCGCCGCUGCUACCAGCUGCCCCCCGGAGCACGAGGCCUGGCCCUCCGAGCGGUGGACCGAGAUGUACGGGAAGGAGCUGACAUGCUCAUGGUGAAGCCUGGAAUGCCCUACCUGGACAUUGUGCGGGAGGUCAAGAACAAGCACCCUGAGCUCCCUCUCGCUGUAUACCACGUCUCUGGAGAGUUUGCCAUGCUGUGGCACGGAGCCCAGGCCGGGGCAUUUAAUCUCAAGGCUGCUGUACUAGAGGCCAUGACCGCCUUCCGCAGAGCAGGUGCUGACAUCAUUAUCACCUACUACACGCCUCAGCUGCUGCAGUGGCUGAAGGAGAAGUGACGGGGAGAGUGUGCAAGACCCAAGAACUAGAAAUUUAAAAAGUUCCUGGGGCCUUGAAGAAGUGAAAACCAAAGUAAAUGCUGCUUUUAGAACAGUGCCCUUGUGCCCUCUUCCUGCUCACAUGCUGGUGGGUGCCCAGCAGCCCCAGGUGUUUUCUGCCAGCAGGCUGAAUCUCACCACUUAACAGCCGCAAACUCACGGAUUCACCCGAGCUUCCCCGUCCCUCCCCUGGGUCAGCCCUGAGGCUCACCUUCGCCACCCCCAGCUCUUUCCUCUGGUAUGGCUUCUCCUUGAAAGCAACCAGGAGUCUUGGGCACAGGCUUGGCGUGGCCUGGGAGAGAGGCUUGGAGCAUUAGGGAACAGAAGAGCAGUUGGAUCUUGGAUCCUCGAAGCUAUGGAAAGCUGGGACUUCUGGCAGCAGAGCGGGGUGCUGGUACUGAGGCCUAGAUCGAUAUCCCCAGUUUAGAGUUGAAAUUUGCUGCAAUUCUGCUGGAAGGCUUCCCUCACAGGCCAGUGGUUGCAAGGCUGCUUAAGAUCUCCUGUCCUGUGAACCAUAAACCCAGAGAAGAAUUACUUAUUAACGAGCAGAAACGUUGCCUGAGGAUCAAAAUCCAGAAUCAAAGAGGGAAUUCCCGACAGCUGGAGAUGCCACCACGAAAAAGGCUUUUAUUAAGAGACACUUUUUGAGGGCCGGCCUGUGGCUCAUUAGGGAGAGUGUGGUGCUGAUAACACCAAGGCCUUGGGUUCGGAUCCCAUAUAGGCAUGGCCGGUUUGCUCACUGGGUGAGCGUGGUGCUGACAACACCAAGUCAAGGGUUAAGAUCCAUUUACCAGUCAUCUUUAAAAAAAAAAAGAGGGCCGACCCCGUGGUGCACUCGGGAGAGUGCGGCGCUGGGAGCACAGUGACGCUCCCGCCGCAGGUUCAGAUCCUAUAUAGGAAUGGCCGGUGCACUCACUGGCUGAGUACCGGUCACAAAAAAGACAAAAAAAAAAAAGAGAGAGAGACAUUUUUUGAGAACCUCUGCUCUGUGCCCAGGCACAGUGCUGGGUACUGGGAACACAGAAGGACAGACCUCAGCUUAUCUCUUUAUGGAAUGUAUACAAAGAGAAUGGAGGAGACAGAGCAGUUACAAAUUGUGAUAAGAGCGUUGAAGGAAAGAAAG
Cynocephalus volans (Philippine flying lemur) is the source of this 2384-nucleotide messenger RNA. It is a transcript of the gene ALAD, whose product is annotated as aminolevulinate dehydratase. Bases 230 to 1222 code for a protein of 330 amino acids. The transcript has 13 exons. Gene Ontology annotation, biological process: heme biosynthetic process. Gene Ontology annotation, cellular component: cytosol. The record is from RefSeq and is a predicted model, not a curated record. NCBI's taxonomy places the organism in Eukaryota, Metazoa, Chordata, Mammalia, Dermoptera, Cynocephalidae. Gene Ontology annotation, molecular function: zinc ion binding; porphobilinogen synthase activity.